CACACACCAGCAACUCCAUAAACACACUGGCCGUUCUGGACACGUACUAUGGAUGACUCGGCGUAUAAACCGAAGAGAAUACUAUCGGAGGAAGCCAAGAAAAAAAAGAGAGAAAGUGACAGAGAGCGAGACAAGACAAGAGUUAACAUCGGGCCAGCUUUUAUUCGCUGGAGAGAGAUCAGAGAAGAGACUGAAUGCAAGACGGAUGCCGAAUUAGCCUUGUUGCUAUUGGAUUUCUUUCAAACACGGCAUAUGUCCUCUUCUCCCAGUAAGAGACCCAUAGAAUCACGACCAGCAAGGGUUACAGAAGAGUCUGGGGAUGAAGAUAUCCAUAACAAAGGAGCUCUUCUGGGGUGCAGAGAGACCGAAGAGGUUGGUGUAGAACUCAGCAUGUACUCUUUGAGCAAUACUGAAGACGAGCAAGAGGACUCUACAGAUGAGGAUGAGGUGAAUUUAAGUGCCAGAGGGACCAAAUAUAAAUCCGGGAUGUGCUCAAUCCAUGGAUGUGACUCAUGGUGCCGCAGUGCUCAACAGUUCAAGUUACCUGAGGACCCAGAGAGGAGGCUGGAGUGGGUCAUGUUCCUAGCUAAAGUCAACAAGCAGUGCUUCAAAGAAUCAUCCUGGACUGAUAUUACUGUGUGUAGUGAACACUUUACAGACGACUGUCUUGUUAAUUUGAAUGGCAUUGUCCAGCUGAAGGCCGGCGCUGUCCCAACAUGUCUGAAUUCAGGACUAGAGGAUCCUGUGGAAAGCCACAGAAAUGAGCCUGUGGAUAACUCAGAAGCUGUUGGUAAUCACGAUCAACUCAAAACGCAUGAAGGGCCAAAUUCCUGUUCUGAAGAAUCAGGACUGGCUUCACUGGGCUUCCCAAGUGGAGCCUCAUGUUCAGCUGAUUCUUCUCUACGUAGCCAAAUACAACCAAAAUGUGUGAAUGCUGACUUAAUCAAUGAAAAAGCUGCACUUUUAAAGGAAAAGGGGAAGUUUCCUGUGAACGAAAAACGCCUCCUCCAGUUGUUCGGCCGCAACUGUCCGUCGUGUGGAGCCAAGCUCCUGAUGUACAAGGUUACUCGUGGCGUGGUCAUCAGCAUGCACCAGCUAUGCCGGAAGUGUGACUACACAUACCAGUGGAAAAAUCAGGUUGAUGGGAAUGUCCCAGCAGCUGAAAAUGGACCUCCGACUAGAGGCUCAGAGGCAACACCGGCAGAUGAAGCAUCCAGCAACAUCACAGGUGCUCCUGAGGUUGGUUUAGAUGAUGAUGAGGAGAGUGACUCCAUGAACGGAUCAAAUGAAUCAAGCAAUCCUGAUGACACGGAUUCAGAUGAAGACUGGAAUCCAUCUCACAGUGUUUACCCAAUGAAAUUGCUCCAUGCUAAAACAAAUGAAGACUCCAACGAAGAUGAGGAAGAAUGUAAUGACAAUUAUUAUCCUGCACUCACUCCUCAGUUCAGUCAGCUCUGCACAGAUUGUGGAAAAUUUUUUGAUAAACGAAGGCCUCACAUAUGUGAGCACAAACUGAAGCCUUUCUCCUGCAAUAUUUGUGGAAGCAGAUGUAUAAACAAGCAUGCUCUUAAUAUUCACAGCAGGAUCCACAAUGAAAACUAUGAGUUUCGCUGCAAAUACUGCCACGCUGCGUUCAAGUUAAAAGCAGACAAAAUCACUCACGAGCAGGUUCAUAUGACCCAAGGGACACCGUACAAAUGUCCAGAAUGUUCAGAGACAUUUGCCACAAAUAAAGAACGGAAAAUACAUCUGGAAGAUCACAGAGGCCCAAACGCCUUCAAUUGUCGCAUCUGCAAUGUGAAAUUCCGCUCGCAAAAGGACUACGAGAGACAUGUGGUGGUGCAUACAGGGGAAAAGCCGUUCAAGUGUUCAGUAUGUCAGCGUGGCUUCACUCAGGCAGGUAAUCUGAAAUCCCACAUGCGUCUUCACACAGGGGAGAGGCCUUACAAGUGUCAGCACUGUGGCAAAUGCUUCAAUCACAACGUGAGUUUAAAGAGUCACAUCCAGCGUUAUCACACUGCGAGUACUGGACCUGAGCAGAAAAACGAUAUGAACAAAAGUGAUGCUGAUGGUGCACAGAGAAGUGGAAGUAAGAGAGGUGCAGAUUCAGAGUUUGGUGGUCUAGCAGAGGAACAGGAUUCAAAUGAUGGUGUGCAGAUGGAUUGUUUAUAUAGACCAAAAUGUAAAAAGAGAUCGACUGGCAGACCAAUUGGAAGGCCUAAAAGGUCUGGAUCAGAACAGGUUGUUGGGGAAAAUCAAGCGGAAAGCCAGGAUUCAAACAGAGAGGCUAGAAAAUCACAAGUGAAGAGGCGAAAGAGAAAAGCACGUGCAGAUGAAGAAGGUGAAGGUGAACCUUCCGAUAUCAACACUGAUUGUGAAGAGAACAGAGAGAAACCAAGAGACACAUCAGAACAUUCUGGGCUUGACUGAUUUUGAUCCAGCAGAAACUAAGAAGAGGCGCAGCAGAAGGGCAGAAGCAAAGGGAGGACAUACAGAAUUAAUGUAUUUUUGGGGUUAGGCACUGAAAUAGAAUUCAUAAAGAACUGGACCAAUUUCCUAUAAAAGUAUUUUUCAAUUUAUAUAAAAUAAUAAUGAUUCUUUGCCUUUUUUAGUGGGAAGAAAAAUGUUUGCUUUGAUUUCAGCCUUUGUUCACUGUGUGGACUGUUUUGACUGGAUAUACUAAACUGAGCUUAAAUGCUUAGUUUCCUUUUUUAAAUAAUUUUUCUUAAUUUCAUUAUACAAUAUAUGUUAUUUACUUAACCUCCUGUUCUAGCACCUGGACAUGUCUGUUAUGGUUUUAUUCAUCCUUUUUACAUCAAACUCUGGCAUUCUUAGUUCAAAUGUUACAAAGUUAUUAUUGUUCACUAAACCUUCAGAAAAGCAGAUGAAAAGAAAAAUUGACAAAUGACUUUAAAUCAAUUUGUUUACUUAAAAAUUGGAACGAAAAAAGUAAAAAUAAUGGGUGAUGAUCCAGAGACUUCGAUGUAUCGGUAUUGUCAUUCAUCAUUCGGUGAUACAGAAUAACCACACAGGUAAUGGGUUACUUUUCGAAACUUUUGCUGGUACCAGUUGAGGCUUCUUUUUUUUUUUUUUUUACAAAGUAAAGUUUUAUGUUAACUCUGUCCAGAGGCAGAGUCCCCCUUCUCAGGGAUAUGGGCAUAUCGGAUGAACCACCACCAAAUGGAAAUGUGGAAUGUGGUGUGACAAAUCAGUAUUGCAAAUCUACUAUAUUGCCAAAAGUAUUGGUUCACCUACCUUGACUCUUGUAUGAACUUAAUAGAAAUCCCAUUAUUAAUCAAAUGAGUUCAGUAUAAUGUUGGCCCACCCUUUGCAGCUAUAACAGCUUCAGCUUUUCUGGGAAGUCUUUCUACAAGGUUAGGAGUGUGCUUAUAGCAAUUUUUGACCAUUCUUCCAGAAGCACAUUUGUGAGGUCAGACACUGAUGUUGGAUGAAAAAUCCUGGCUUUCAGCCUUCACUCUAAUUUAUCCCAAAAGUUGAGGUCAGGACUGUUCAGGCCAAUCAAGUUCAUCCACACCAAACUUGCUCAUCCAGGGCAAACAAAC
Molecule: messenger RNA, 3563 nt
Organism: Melanotaenia boesemani (Boeseman's rainbowfish)
Lineage: Eukaryota; Metazoa; Chordata; Actinopteri; Atheriniformes; Melanotaeniidae
Product: zinc finger protein 91-like
Exons: 9
Coding region: 49-2430 (793 amino acids)
Biological process (GO): regulation of transcription by RNA polymerase II
Cellular component (GO): nucleus
Molecular function (GO): RNA polymerase II cis-regulatory region sequence-specific DNA binding; DNA-binding transcription factor activity, RNA polymerase II-specific
Source: RefSeq, a predicted model, not a curated record